This is a messenger RNA of Fomitopsis serialis, 3279 nucleotides long. RefSeq names its product Metallo-dependent phosphatase-like protein. Gene Ontology annotation, molecular function: hydrolase activity. Bases 1 to 3279 code for a protein of 1092 amino acids. The record is from RefSeq and is a predicted model, not a curated record. Lineage: Eukaryota; Fungi; Basidiomycota; Agaricomycetes; Polyporales; Fomitopsidaceae. The transcript has 37 exons.
AUGGUCGCUCUGUCAGCACCGGCCGAAGGCCCUGGGCUGGCUGUGCGCCUGUGCGAGGCCUUGGGCGCGAGCACAGACUGUGGCUCCGAGUAUGGACAAUAUACGCUCGGCGCGACCAUCACUCAGGUAGCCGCAUUCGCCGACGUUGGCGGGUACGAUGGGCAGGCAAUAUGCGCGUAUUAUGCGGGAUUAUGUCCCAUCCCGGCGACGAGCCCACUGGACUUGACCUCGUGGUUCGCGAAACCGAAGCCCGACCCGCUACCAGCAGUUCGACAAGCAACUGGUGAGCGAUUGAAGGUACUGCACCUAUCCGACCUCCACAUCGAUCCCCGUGAGUCCAGCGAUGCUACAUGGUCGGAUCUGAAGCGAACUGCACUACUGGACUUUGCUGUCGCGCUGUAUCCCGGCUCCGUGGUUUGGGUCAUUCUUAUGCGACUCUCCGUUCUCGCUCGUGGCGGCAACGUUUCAGUCCAUUCCCGUGUUGACGGGAACGGAGGACUCGUCAUUCAAUUGGACGAUCUACACCGGCGACCUGCUUCGCACGACGCGUUCAACGAGCUGUCUAGUGCCAUGAGCUCUCCGUACAACAUCGGUGGCGGACUCGAUGGACAGUUCAACUGGUACAUCAGUCUGAUUCAGGGAUUACGGCACCUCGCAGCUUUGUGGGAACUCGAAGGGUGGAUUGGCCCGGAAACCGCGCAACAGGCCCGGACACACUAUGCCGCGUAUUCUGUACAACGCCAGGAUGGACUACGGAUCAUCACUCUGAACACUGAAUUCUGGUACACUCAGAAUGCAUACAACUACAUCAACCUGUCGUCCUCUGAUAACUCCGGGAUGCUCCGUUUCCUCACUGACGAGCUGCAAGCUGCUGAAGAUGCCGUGAUAGGGCCUGGAUAUUGGGCCACGUUCCCAGUGGUUACACCAAGGCGGAUCCGAUAUCCAACCCUACCAACCUAUGUACUUUACCAGAUUGUCGAUAGGUUCUCUCCGCAUGUCAUCGCAGGCAUCUUUUUUGGUCAUACCCACAUGGAUGAGCUGAACAUCUUCUACUCGAACAACGGGACCGAAACUACCGCUGGGAACGCGCUGGCAGUCGCAUGGCUGGGUCCCUCGGUCACGCCCUUGACCGACUUCAAUGCUGGUUUCCGUGUUUACGAGGUUGACGCCGGGACAUUCGAAGUACUUGAUUCAUACACGUGGUAUGCCGACGUGAGCAGCUUUCCUGGCCUUGAUGGGCAAGCAAGUCUUGGGCCGGAAUUCCAGUUCGAAUACAGUGCCAGGGACACCUACGGCGCUGCUGUCGCUAACUGGAGCCCGAACGACCCUCUGAAUGCCACCUGGUGGCAUCGAGUCACGGAAGUUCCAGCUGCCUUCCCGACGUCGCUCUAUCAAUCGUACUACAAUGACCCCACGGCGACUACGGCUCAACCGCAGCCUAUUAUCUCCGAUCCAGUGACGCAUGAAGUCUACCCGUACUGGCUGACGAACCCGGAGACCAUUCCGAAGAACGACACUUCGGAAGUGCAUGAGUUGCCACCGACAGCGUCGUCUUCACAGAUUGCGGAUGCGGCACUACAGCAGAUACUCGCACUUGCAACGAACCCCGUCUUCGGAAAUAACACAUGCUCACGCUGUCAGGCCGCUCUCGCGGUAGCGAAGAUGGUCGCGCUCUCCGCACCGGACGAGGGCCCUGGUCUCGCAGUGCGAGUGUGCGAGGCCCUCAGCGCGAGUGCUGACUGUGGCUCCGAAUAUGGGCAGUACAGUCUCGGUGCGACGUUCACUCAGGUAGUUGCAUUCGGGGACGUCGGUGGCUAUGACGGUCAGGCAUUAUGCGCGUAUUAUGCGGGAUUGUGUCCUAUCCCGCCGACGAGCCCGCUCAAUUUGACUGACUGGUUUGCGAAACCCAAACCGGACCCGCUCCCAGCCCCCAGACAAGCUACCGGCGAGCGGUUGAAGAUCCUGCACCUUUCCGACCUGCACAUCGAUCCACGUUACAUGGUCGGCGCUGAAGCGAACUGCACGAAUGGAUUAUGUUGCCGUGCUGGUGGCGUGGCUGCGUCCAACGCAUCCAGCAUUCCGGCUCCUUGGUUCGGUUCAUACUUGUGCGACUCUCCAUUCUCACUCAUCACCGCGACGCUCCAGGCUAUCUCGGUCCUAGCGGGAACUGAAGAUUCCCCCUUUGACUGGACGCUCUAUACUGGUGAUCUACUUGCUCAUGACGCGGACAAUGAGAUGUCUAGGGAGUACGAACUCUAUGCAGAGACCGUGGUGUACGACCUCAUCAAGCGCAUGCUCAACACGGGUCCUGUCUAUGCGGUCCUGGGAAAUCAUGAUACCUACAUGACGGACAUGAGCUCUCCUUACAGCAUGGGAGGCGCACUCAAGGGACAAUUCGAUUGGAAUUACGACCACCUCGCAGCCUUGUGGGAGCUCGAAGAGUGGAUCGGCCCAGACAGCGCACAGCAGGCUCGGACACACUAUGCCGCGUAUUCCGUGCAACGCCAGAACGGCCUGCGGAUGAUCACACUCAACACCGAAUUCUGGCACGUCAAAAACGCGUACAACUACAUCAACUUAACGUCCUCCGAUAACUCGGGCAUGCUCCGUUUCCUCACCGACGAGUUGCAAGAUGCUGAGGAUUCCGGUGAUCGCGUUUGGAUACUAGGCCACGUCCCCAGUGGCCACAAUACGUCGGAUCCGCUGGCCAACCCAACCAAUCUGUUCUACCAGAUAGUCGAUCGUUUCUCUCCGCAUGUAAUUGCAGGUAUCUUCUUUGGUCACACCCACAAGGAUGCGAUAAGCCUUUACUACUCGAACAACGGGACGGAUAUGAAUGUCGAGAACGCACUGGUAGCUGCAUGGCUGGGCCCGUCUGUUACGCCUUUGACCGGCCUCAACGCCGGAUUCCGCGUGUACGAGGUUGAUUCCGGGACAUUCGAAGUGCUCGACUCAUACACGUGGUAUGCCGACGUGAGCAGCUUUUCUGGGCUUGAUGAGCAGGCAGGUCUUGGGCCGGAAUUCCAGUUCGAAUAUAGCGCCAGGGAUACCUACGGCGCUGCUGUCCCGGGGUGGGGCUCUAACGACCCUUUGAAUGCCACUUGGUGGCAUCGUGUCACGGAAGCUAUGGAAGCAAACUCAACUCUGGUGGAGACGUACGCCAAUCUGACGUCCAAACGCUCUGUCAUGAGUGCCGCCUGCACCGGGAGCUGCUUGAACCAGACCAUAUGCUCCAUCCGUAGCGGCAGCGUCAGUCUAUUGAUUGAGAACUGUUCGUAA